AUGAAUGGCAACAGGUACAGAAACACCAGACGCCCUCCGUGGUCUCAAAGUAACAACAGCCAGCGUUGGCAGCCCCGUUCAAACGUGUCCAUUUUCGGCUACCGCCGUCAUGAGCUCAACGACAAGUCGCCGAGCACGUACCACAGGCAAGGCGCUUCUGAGGAAAGCGUAAAGUACAGUGAAGAUGACAAUGAAUUUGGUUUUCGUAGACAGCAACAGGACAACUUUCAAAGUCUGGAUUCCUACGACGCCGAUUCUGGAGCCGGCAAGCGAGCAUUCCCCGCGUCGCGUAGCGUCGGCAGGCACGUCGUGGAGCAGCCGGGCUAUGAGGUUCACGAUUUGAUGAAAGCUGCGUUCGACACCGACUUUCGUUUUUCUUCCCGCCCACAUCAGUCCGAAGAAAGACACAACCACGAUUCUAACUGGAAUCCCUAUCGGGCGGUGUCUGCCACAGCAGCGCAACAGAAGCAGCCGCAGCCAAUAUUGAAGAACAAAACCUCCAACCCGUGGAAGGCGCAAGAGUGCAGCACUGGAAACAUCGCCGGCCGCGACGCCGCACCAGUGCAAGUUCACCAAUCGAGGAAAGCGAAUGUUGACAGUUCCAUUUUUGAUGACUGCGCGGGCAGCCCAAGUCCGCGCAGACCACCCUCAAGAGCACCACCUCAGUGCCCCAGCAACGCGACUGUUAACAGUCCCGUCUCAAGAGGACUGCUACCUACGCCCGACCGCUCGCCGAUUCCCCUUCGUCCGCGUACUCCGAAUCCUACUCGGCCGCGAACUCCAAAUCCCGUUCGGCCGCGAACUCCCAAUCCCGUUCGGCCUCACACGCCAGCUAGGAUCACUUGUCCGGACGAACCUGCCGUCUGGGAAACGCCGCCAUGCGAUGUGGGAACUCGAGGUUAUUUCGAGUCGUUGAAGCAUCGCGAACAAGAGAAAAACCUAUUUGGUAGGAAUGAUGUACCACAGAGCAGUUUCAGAGUGGACUGUCCGACUGUGAACUGUGCCCGGCAGUCACCCCCCCGCGAACUGAAUUUUACAAUUUCGGGCUCCGACGAGACACUCACAUUUACGGACUUUCGCAUCAAGAACGAUGGAGUUUGCAGCCGUUUCCUCGGCAAUGACAGUGGCCCCGAAAAUGUUCCCUCCAUUGGCUUUCAGGGAACAUGGAGAGGAAGAGGGCCAGAGGGAAACAAGAUGAGUAGUAGUUCAAGGAACUUUGUAACUGGCCAGGAGUCCCAGGCAAACAAAGUGAGAAGCAGUACACGGAACUUUGUAGCUUGCCAGGAGUCCGAGGUGAAUGGUGUUACUUUUGAAGCAAGGCAUGAACAAGCUCCAGGUCGUGUGGCUGCCAAGAGGCAGAACAUCGGUGAUGCCCGCCUCAUCCUUGACAAGAAAAGAAAGUCUACCUUUGAAGAAGAUAGCGAAGAAAACACAGAAUCAUCUCAGCAACAGCCUGCCAACAAAGCAGCUUCUGCCCCGACUCGGUUCCCUAGUCAGAAGGUCAUGAAGGAGAGUGUGCAACACAACACAAGGCUCUGGGUUGAAAGUCAUUUCUCGGAGAGUGAUCCUGCUAUAACGCAUGCACCUGACAUCCAUGAAGUUGAUGAGAGCAAGCUCUUGCCAACGGGCAUACAACCAGAAGCUAUCAGCUAUGUCGUUUUCUUGGACAUAGAUAAGAGGAGCUGCUUUGAGGAAGUCAAACAGCCAUUCUUGCCUGGCACGCUAUUGUACCUGUUCUACGGUGACCCCUCAGUGCUGCUGCCCACGAGGGAGCAUCCGUUCUACAAGGAUAACCGGGGCAGCUGGGCCCACUUCUAUCCGGACUGCGGCACCGAGUACGGCUCCUACCUGGUGGCUGCACCAGCCGUGAUUACUUGGAUGGACCAGAAGCUGCCUCAAAAAGUCAAGUUUCUGGUUCAUGGGCACCGGAAACUGCUGCACUUGGACAACCUCUUGAGGAAGGUCAUCUACUACCCAACAUCAAGGACGCUGGACGUGCAGCUGCUGAACAGAAUGCUGAAAGGAGACUUUGAUUCUGCAAAUCGUCCCAACACCGCCCCAGCACCUGCGGCAAUCAAAACUAUUGUCAUCAGGAGUGCGGCUGCACCACUAGGAGGCAAUCCCUUGCCCGCACAAGCCACAAAGAACAUUCCGGUUCAUUCCCCACGCUCACAGACUCCAGGUAGCAGCCACAACAUUGAUGUUCAGCCCAGAACGCCAGUCAAAUCGCCAACGGCAUCCCGAAAACGCAUGCCCAUCCUAGCUCCCGGGCAGUCACCUCCAAAGCCGCCCAAGAAACCUCCACGGCAGAAAGUGCUGUGGGACCUAUAGUUGUGCUCAUUUGGUGCCUUACUCAAUCAUUUCCCAUAGUCAUCACAAUUGUACCAAUUGUACCAUCACAAUUGUACUUUGCCUUGCAAAGUUUUCUAGCCUACAAACUUUGGAGAGACACCUCAUAUGUAUAUGGACCAUCAUGUUCCCGUGCCAUUGAUAAACCAUUGUUCAGUGUUUUACAUACCAGCUAAGACGCUGGAGGUAUUGUGUAAUUUAUUCAUGCAGGGUAACGUUAACCUCUGCACAAAUCAUACCUCAAGUGUCUUUCUUUUCACUUGUCAUUACUUGUUCUGUUACCGUUCUGUGAUAGCCACACCAUGAAGUACAUGGAGAUGCUUUUCCUCUUUUUCAGAGAAAUAUAAGCAAGUUUUUGUUAUAAUUAUAUUGUGCAUUCAAAAGCACGCAAGAUGCUGUAAUUGUGGCCUACCGUUUCUCGGUAUAAUGUUAAAUGAUGGCCAUACACUAAAAGCCUAUUUCUGUGGACAGUGCCAUGAAGCGCAUGGAAAUGUUUGUCCUGUUUCUGACGAAAUACAUGGGAAUUUCUUUUCUAUA
Molecule: messenger RNA, 2886 nt
Organism: Dermacentor andersoni
Lineage: Eukaryota; Metazoa; Arthropoda; Arachnida; Ixodida; Ixodidae
Source: RefSeq, a predicted model, not a curated record